Messenger RNA from Aplysia californica (California sea hare), 2381 nucleotides. RefSeq lists its product as uncharacterized. The transcript has 7 exons. The coding region runs from base 531 to 1151 and encodes 206 amino acids. NCBI's taxonomy places the organism in Eukaryota, Metazoa, Mollusca, Gastropoda, Aplysiida, Aplysiidae. The record is from RefSeq and is a predicted model, not a curated record.
AAUACCCCACUCUACCACCUGUAACUGAUUGUCUGCUGGGAAAGACUAAAGUGAUUUUUUAAGUUUGAACAGGAUGUGAAAAGAGUCCAAGUAAAGCCAGGUCACGAGUCUGAGUGUUAGUUAUAAAUAGAUGAUCUACAAGACUGAUAAAUACAGUAACUAGAAUCUAGUCCAUGAUAGAGAUCUAACAUUGGACAUUGGAUCCUUGUAAGGAGAACAGGAUGUGAUCUUGGACUAGAUCUAGAAUAUUUAACUAGAUUCUAGCCUAUAUCUAGAUCUAUAAUUACUUGGAGUCCAUGUGAAUAGAUGAAGGCCACUGCUAGUUAAGGUUAAGUAGCCUAGUUGGGGGUAUUUACAUCAAGAUCUAUAUAGGUAUAGGGCCUAUAUACACAUGAUUUCAUUGUCAUUUCUGCUGUGUUUUAUUUCCAAGUUGGACUGACAUUUUUAGCUGAGUUAGUUUGGCUUUCUCUGUUGUGAAAUUUUUCCGUCUGAGUCUUCCAAACGAGAAAGACAAAGAGUGUCACAUCAUCAUGGCUAUCCCGUUGAAUGCUGUUCAAACGGACGUGGACCGGCUGAUUGAUUUGUUUCUCUCCCCUGAUUUCAAUCCAGAGACCAUUGAUUUAAGUAGUUAUGGGACUGAUGAAGGAUUCGGCUACGAGGCUGAGGCUGGAGAAGAGGUUGCGGAUGGGGAGCUGGAAGGGGGAGAUUGGAGACACGAUGAGUUUUUCCUCAAGAGAUGUGGCAGAACAUUGUCCAAACUGGGCGAUGAAUUUCAACGUUCAAGACCUGCGGCUCAAGCUGGUCCAGCUACAUCUAGUCCAAUAGAUCAAAUGAAAGAAGCCUUGGAGAAAGCAGUACAAGCGUCUGAAACAGAGGGCUCGAACACACAACCAUCUAAAGAAACAAAGGAGAGAGCCUGGGCCAUAUUUAAAGGGGUGAUGGAGAACGCUGUGUCUGACACUGUUUUCAAAGAUGCCUACCAAGAACUCGGUGCUUUCCUGAUGGCCAUUCGCGGAGUUCGACUAAUGGGGGAGGGAGUGCGGGACCUGGCAAGGGAUCUUUCUUUGCGCUACAUUCGUGACAGACAGCUGGACCAAAGCAUUCAGCGGAUGGGAGGAAUGGAGGCCCUGAUGGCUCAUGAACUGGACUGAACUAUGGCAAGCAAUAUAUUUAUAUAUAUAUAUGUAGAUGUAUAUAUGUCUGUAUGGUCUUGAAAUUUAUGUUUAAAAGUCUCUGAUUUUUUUUCCAAGCAUACAUGACAAAUUAGUGUGUGUUUUACCACAUUGAAGAAGACAAAUAGCUCAUGCAAAGAAAAAGGAUAACGACCAAGUCAUGCCAUUAACUCUUUUGUUACAAGGCGGCUGGCUCAUUUGUGUCCGUAGAGUUAAUUACUUGCCGGCAGUCUCCUACUAUAAGACUGCAAAAUUUAACUGCAAUGAUGUGUUUCACUUUUAAGUCAUUUUUUAAAACUUUAAAAAAGUGUUUGUUGUGGGUUUUAAAAAAAAACACAUGCUGGCAGCCCUAUAGUAAAUAUCAAAUGACAUGAAUCACUUCAUGAUACUAUUUAUAAGGUGUUUUUAGACUUUAAGUUUCUACCUGUCACAUUAUUUUUACCUAUCAUUCGAGUGGUAAAAAAAGCUGAAGGAUUCACUUCUUUUACCCACUCACCCACGUUGUUGAGAGGUAGGCCUACAAAGUGGCACUGUGUUCACAUACUCACCUUUGUGGUCUUAUUGACGGAAUGUUGAAAUGUUGAGGGUUUACUGAAUGGCUGUGCUGUAGGGGUCUGCUGUUUUGUCAGCACAUGCAAAAGAGUUCGAUUUCAGUAUUGGGAGGUUUUUUUAAAGACUAUCUGUUGGUGUGCUGGGACAUUAUAUUCCUUUAGCUUUUGGUGAAAAAAAGUAGUUCUGAUGGGGAGGGUUGAAACAGCCGGAUUUUCGUAUUUCUAAUUUCUGAAUGAUCUAAGUUGUUUCCCGGGGGGGGGGGGGGGGGGGGGGGGGGUAAAAACGUCACAAUUACCGUUUAGUGUUGAAAAUUUAUUACAUUUGUUGGGAUUUAGUGUGGGGCAAACAUAAACGUUGAGGAAAUAUUUUCUUCUUUCGUGAUUGCCUAGUAGACAUUAGUGGAUAUCUUGAGGAUAGUUUUCUAUCUUGAUGGCACAAUUUCUUGUACUUAUUACAUAUAAGUGGACUGUUUAAUUUAGUACCAGAUGUUGUCACCUGAAUGGUGAAUCUUGGAAUGUUACUGAUUUGGUUUCAGAGAACGGCUUCUGUAUCUUGUCAAUGAGGAGGAAGGAGGAGAUUUUUUUUCCCAAGUGGUCAAAACUGAUGAAACAAAUUUUCGUGGUGCAAAAACUACAUUCCAUUGGAGAAAAAAAACAA